Molecule: messenger RNA, 1923 nt
Organism: Chaetura pelagica (chimney swift)
Lineage: Eukaryota; Metazoa; Chordata; Aves; Apodiformes; Apodidae
Gene: ANO10
Product: anoctamin 10
Exons: 12
Coding region: 1-1923 (640 amino acids)
Biological process (GO): chloride transmembrane transport
Cellular component (GO): plasma membrane
Molecular function (GO): chloride channel activity
Source: RefSeq, a predicted model, not a curated record
AUGGCAGAGAGCUGGUCUUUCUUGGAUACUUCUGAGGCUAACUUCAGGCCUCUGGUAGUAAUUGAGCUUGCAAAAGGCACCAAAGAGGAAACCAUAAAGUGGUUCACCAAGCGAAUUGUGGACAAAAAAGCAAAUGGAGGUGCACAACUGCUGGUAAAGCCAUUGGCCAUGGAAAAUGGAGAUGAAAAUAUUUAUCUGGUUGGAGCUUCCCACUUAAGGCUGUUGCUGGGAGCUGAAACUGUGGGUUUGGUGAAGGAAUGUAAUGAUAGUUCAAUGAGAACUUUUACAUACAGCAGUAGAAAAACUUUCAAAGAUUUUGCAGAUGACAAUCACAAUUUCCUUACAAUGGCAGAAUGUCAGUAUAUCAUCAAACAUGAACUCGAAAAUUUGAGAGCUAAGGAUGAAAAAAUGAUCCCUGGAUAUCCUCAGGCAAAACUUUACCCAGGAAAGUCAAUUGUGAGAAGAUUAUUGACCAGUGGUAUUCUAGUUCAGAUUUUCCCACUGCAUGAUAGAGAAGAGUUGAAAAAGCUCCGUCACAGCUGGUAUGGCCGAGUGAAAGUUGGCUAUCAACCUUUAGAUGAGAUACGAUGCUACUUUGGCGAAACCAUUGCUCUCUACUUUGGCUUCUUAGAGUACUUCACAUUUGCUUUGAUUCCAAUGGCUGUCAUUGGGAUUCCUUAUUAUGUGUUUGCAUGGGAAGACUAUGACAAAUAUGUGAUGUUUGCAACAUUCAAUCUGCUGUGGUCCACUGUGAUACUAGAGGUUUGGAAGCGGAUUUGCGCCAUCAUGACGUACCACUGGGGAACGCUGCUGAUGAAACGACAGUUUGAAGAACCAAGACCAGGCUUCCAUGGUGUCCUUGGUAUCAAUCCCAUAACUGGGAGGGAAGAACCAGUGUACUCAAGUAUUAAGAGACAACUACGGAUUUAUCUGGUGUCCUUACCAUUUGUGUGCCUUUGCCUCUACUUCUCACUAUAUGUAAUGAUGAUUUACUUUGAUUUGGAAAACUGGGCUCUGGAUUAUCAUGAAGAGAAUGAGUCUACCUUCAGUAGCCUGAUGCUGUUUGUACCCAGUAUCAUAUAUGCUGUUGUGAUUGAAAUUAUGAACCGCAUCUAUCGGUAUGCUGCGGAAUUCUUAACAUCGUGGGAAAAUCACAGGCUGGAAUCUUCAUAUCAGAAUCAUUUAAUUCUGAAGGUUUUAGUGUUCAACUUCUUAAAUUGUUUUGCAUCUCUCUUCUACAUUGCCUUUGUGCUAUUUGAUAUGAAGCUUUUGAGGCAGAGCUUGGCCACUUUGCUGAUAACUUCGCAGAUCCUCAAUCAGUUUGCAGAAUCCUUACUUCCUUACUGGCUCCAAAAGAGACAUAAGAAGAGGAUGAAGAAACGCAUGGGUUCUCUGAAAACAGAUACGGACCUGUCAUUCGUUGAACAAGUCAACUUGGAGAAGGAAAUGGGCACCUAUGUUGGUACUUUUGAUGAUUACCUGGAGUUGUUCUUACAGUUUGGUUACGUGAGUCUUUUCUCAUGUGUUUACCCACUGGCAGCUGUCUUUGCAGUGUUAAACAACAUCACGGAGAUAUAUUCUGAUGCCUUAAAGAUGUGUAGAGUUUACAAGCGUCCAUUUGCUGAACCCACAGCAAAUAUUGGUGUUUGGCAGUUGGCUUUUGAAACUAUGAGUGUAAUAUCUGUUGUUACUAAUUGCAUACUGAUUGGAAUGUCUCCACAAGUGACUGCCCUUUUCCCAGAUUCAAAAAUGGACCUUAUUCUGAUUGUGGCAUUGGUAGAGCACUUGCUACUAGCAAUAAAGUUUAUAAUGGCAUUUGUAAUUCCGGAUAAACCAAGAGAUAUCCAGAUUAAACUAGCCAAAUUGGAAUUUGAAUCUCUGGAGGCUCUCAAACAACAGGUUGUACUGGCAGACCUGGGGUAA